CACCACCAGGAGAAACGUGACCGGAGAUGAAGAUGGAGGAACAUGAGUCAUGACCUGCCAGCAGUGCAUACAGUGGAAGAGAGCGGGAGUCUGGAUAAUGGGACGCUUGCAACACAGACAGCAGCCAGGCAAUUUAAUGGCAGCCAGAAGGAGAAGAUUGUUCUGGGGGCUGGGGUAUCCCAGUAACUGUUUAGUAGCUGAGCCUAUCAGGAAAAAUGGGGGAACUUUUUCGAAGUGAGGAGAUGACCCUGGCUCAGCUUUUCCUCCAAUCAGAAGCUGCUUACUGCUGUGUCAGUGAGCUAGGGGAACUAGGGAAAGUACAAUUCCGAGAUUUAAAUCCCGAUGUUAAUGUUUUCCAACGUAAAUUUGUCAAUGAGGUCCGGCGGUGCGAGGAGAUGGAUCGCAAGUUGCGAUUUGUGGAGAAGGAGAUCAAGAAGGCAAACUUGGCAAUCAUUGACACAGGGGAGAACCCAGAAGUCCCCUUUCCUAGGGACAUGAUUGACCUUGAGGCAAAUUUUGAGAAGAUAGAAAAUGAGCUGAAGGAGAUUAACACAAACCAGGAGGCAUUGAAAAGGAAUUUUCUGGAGCUGACAGAGUUAAAAUUUAUUCUGCGGAAGACUCAGCAAUUUUUUGAUGAGAUGGCGGAUCCUGAUUUACUGGAGGAGUCUUCGUCCCUUCUGGAACCAAGCGAGAUUGGAAGAGGAGCUCCGCUGAGACUAGGGUUUGUGGCUGGGGUGAUUAAUCGUGAGAGAAUUCCAACCUUUGAGAGGAUGCUUUGGAGAGUUUGCCGGGGCAAUGUCUUCCUGCGCCAAGCAGAGAUCGAAAACCCACUUGAAGAUCCAGUAACGGGAGACAGUGUUCACAAAUCUGUGUUCAUUAUAUUCUUCCAAGGAGACCAACUGAAAAACAGGGUGAAGAAAAUAUGUGAAGGGUUCCGUGCCUCUCUCUACCCCUGCCCAGAGACACCACAGGAGAGAAAAGAAAUGGCAGCCGGUGUAAACACAAGGAUAGAGGAUCUGCAGAUGGUACUCAAUCAAACAGAAGACCACCGCCAACGUGUCCUUCAGGCUGCAGCUAAGACAAUUCGUGUCUGGUUUAUCAAGGUUAGGAAGAUGAAGGCCAUAUACCACACCCUAAACCUCUGCAACAUUGAUGUCACCCAGAAGUGUUUGAUCGCAGAAGUCUGGUGUCCUGUGUCUGAUCUUGAUUCCAUCCAGUUUGCCCUCAGAAGAGGAACGGAACACAGCGGAUCGACUGUCCCUUCCAUCCUGAACAGAAUGCAAACUAACCAGACUCCACCAACGUACAACAAAACCAAUAAGUUCACCUAUGGAUUCCAGAAUCUGGUUGAUGCUUAUGGUAUUAGCAGUUACAGAGAAAUUAACCCAGCUCCAUAUACAAUUAUCACAUUCCCUUUCCUGUUUGCUGUGAUGUUUGGGGACUUUGGUCAUGGGAUUCUGAUGACGCUGUUUGCAGUUUGGCUAGUUGUACGGGAGAGCAGAAUUCUAUCUCAAAGAAGUGAUAAUGAGCUCUUUAACAUGAUAUUCAGUGGCCGAUACAUAAUUCUUCUGAUGGGCAUCUUCUCUGUCUACACUGGCCUCAUCUACAAUGAUUGCUUCUCCAAGGCCCUCAACAUGUUUGGAUCCUCAUGGAGUGUCAGACCAAUGUUUAACAGCCCCAAGGCCAACUGGACAGAGGCCCUACUUUCGAGUGUGUCUACAUUACAGCUGGAUCCAGAUGUCGAUGGUGUUUUUAGUGGAGCGUAUCCAUUUGGCAUUGAUCCAAUUUGGAGCUUAGCUACCAACAAACUAACCUUCCUGAACUCCUUUAAAAUGAAAAUGUCUGUGAUACUUGGGAUAAUACAUAUGAUCUUUGGAGUCACCCUCAGUCUCUUAAAUCACAUUUAUUUUAAAAAGCCCUUGAAUAUUUACCUUGGAUUCAUCCCGGAAAUUAUUUUCAUGUCCACUCUGUUUGGCUAUCUGGUCAUACUUGUCCUGUACAAAUGGUGUGCCUAUGAUGCAGCUACCUCCAAGGAAGCCCCCAGCCUCCUUAUUCACUUCAUUAAUAUGUUCCUCUUCAACUACAGUGGGAAUGACCCCAUGCUUUUCAAAGGCCAGAUGGGGCUCCAGUGUUUCCUUGUAGUUUGUGCAUUUAUCUGUGUGCCCUGGAUGUUGGUCCUUAAACCCGUCAUCCUUCGCCAGCAAUACCUGAGGAGGAAACACCUGGGUACGCAUAACUUCGGAGGCAUUCGCGUUGGUAAUGGACCCACAGAAGAAGAUGCAGAAAUUAUUCAGCACGACCAGCUGUCCAUGCACUCAGAAGAAGGAGAAGAGCCUGCCGUGGAAGAAGUGUUUAACUUUGGAGACGCUGUGGUUAACCAAUCCAUUCACACCAUUGAAUACUGUUUGGGCUGCGUCUCGAACACUGCUUCCUAUCUCCGACUGUGGGCAUUGAGUCUGGCACAUGCACAACUUUCUGAGGUGUUAUGGACAAUGGUGAUGCAUGUCGGCUUGAACGUCAGGAGUCUGGGAGGCGGGAUUCUCUUGGUCUUUGUGUUUGCUGCAUUUUCUACAUUAACAGUGGCCAUCUUGCUCAUCAUGGAGGGCCUCUCGGCUUUCCUUCAUGCCCUCCGUCUGCACUGGGUGGAGUUUCAGAACAAGUUUUACAUUGGAACAGGAUUCAAGUUUUUGCCAUUCUCUUUUGAAAGUAUCCGAGAUGGGAAAUUUGAUGACUGAAUUGUCUCUCGUAUAAACAAGUUCCUCCUGUAAUGUGCUCCUAGAUUUGCUCAAUAUUCCCUGUGAAAUUGUGUUAUACACUGCAGUCGUGAUCUUCAGAUGCCCAAUGUAAAGUGUGUUAGAUCUGCACUGAUCUUAAAAUACAUGCAAUUGGCUACCCAUGUAGUUCCCAAAGUCUGCCUCUAUCAGAUUAUUUUAUUUAGAAAAAAAAAUAUGUAUUUUAAUUUGUGUGUGAGCAAAGGUUACAGGAAGCUUUUUUUCCUUUCCUUCAUCCUCACAUUAUUUUCUCUUCUACCGUUUAUAUCUUUUGCAGUUUUUACUUUUCUUCUUCUUUUUUUCACGCAUUCCACUAACUUGCUUUAUCUCCUUUUUGUUACAAACUCCUCUUCUGCUGUCUUUCCUUUUGCCGUUCUCUCUUGUGUCUUUUUCCCAUACCAGUCAUAUUAUCUACCUCGCUCUCAUCUUCCUCUGACAGUGUUGUGAAUUUCCUGGAUUUAGAAAGAACUUGCUAUAUAUGAAGACAAAGCCCAAUCCCUAACGUUUACCUGUUAAAUGAGAUCAUCACUAAAUUAUUACCCAGGAUCUCAUGGUUGGUGCAAUCUUGGUCAUAAUACUUCAGUGGCGCAACUGCCGCUGACUUCAUAGCAUUAAGAUACCUAGACCUAUAGCUUGUACGUUGUUGCUGUGCAGUAGUGUUGACUUUUAAUGCAGUGUUUGGUGUUUUUGCAGUAACCAUAUGACAUUUUACAAGCAUGCAGUCUUCAGAACCCUUAUAACUUCUUAUCUCUAGAAAUAAUUUAUAACUAAUUUAUUAAUUAAUAUCUUAAUUGACUGGAUUAACCCAUUCUGUUGAUUUGCACACUUGAAAGUAAUAAGCACUGUCAUCACACAUAUCUAUUUUUUUUUAUUUAAAGAGUAAAAAGGAAGGAAAUUAUUUUGGGACUUUAAACAAUCACUAUUAAAUUGAUACCUUCCAUGCAAUAGGAUCAGGAAAUAGUUGGCCACAGUUAAUUUGCUUGAUUUUGUGUAAACAUAAAUAUCCCAGCAAACAAGGAAACGACUAAUCACAAGGAAUUUCUAUAAAGGACACACUGACAUUAGUCAGUUAUAAGCAAUCGGUUUUAAUUUUAGAUGGUGCUUCUUAAACCUCUUAAAGGCUAAAUGCAUGCAACACAUAUACUCAAAUUACACUAUAUAUAUAUAUAUACAGGGCUCAAAAUUUCAGGUUGUAAGUUAAUAGCCACUUCUGAUCCUACCCUCUACCUGCUCACCCCACCCCCUCUUUGCAUAUGUUUUGCCACUGUGAAACACAUUGUGCGGUAAUUUUUAAAUAUUUUUAUUUAUACCAUAACAAAUUAAAUAAUGCUACAUACAGCAAUAGCUUACAAAAUAUGAGCUUAACAGCAAACAUGAACUUGGUGCUUCUGGGUAAGACAAAAGCUGGAAAGAAAUAGAAAGUUGUUGAAGUGAGAUAGUGGAGAAAGAGAGUGCUGAUUUUCUUUUAAUAAUUAUCUCUCCCUUCUAUAUUUAACUGUUUUUCUGCCCUCCCUCCUGUCUUCAUACUCUCUUUUUACCCUCUCCCUUAUCUCUCAAGCCAUAAUUUCUCUUUACACUCUUUCUUUCCCCUCUCUCAUAUCUCUUUACUCUUUUUUCUUUCACUCUCGUAAAGCUAUCUUCUUCUACACUUUUCCUUUUCCUCUCCAAUCUCUAUCUCUCUCUGCCCCCGUUUACCCUCUCAGAAGCACUAAUGGUGUUCCUACAGCAGAGUUGAAUAACAUAUCCUUGCCCUUUCUAGGGUAUAUAAUAUCCCUUCAGAUAAUAUUUUUAGCACAUAGCCCAAAAUGUGUGUUUGGCAAUGCUUCAAUAGGAGUGUACAUUUUACAAAUGUGCUAACUUCGCUACUUUCAACACUCCACCAGACUUCAGACCAUGAGUGAAUGUUGAUUAACAUUAACUCCCUAACUUUCACUCGCCACCAUUAAAUAUUCACUUGCCAAUGGCUAGUAAAGAGUGGAAAUUUUGAGCCCUGUAUAUAUAUUCCUUUCUCAGUUCCUCUCUCCCUCUCUUGUGCACACUUUCCCUCUGUAUCUCUCUCUAUUUCUGUAUCUAUUUGUCUUUAUCUGUCUCUUUAUCUCUGGACCCUUUCUCUCUCAAGUGCAAACUUUAUCUCUGUAAAUCUCUCUCUCUAUCUCUCCCUGUAUCUCUCUCUAUCUCUCCCUCUCUUUACAGACAUAUUGCAUAUUUUGGCUUUAAAGAGGUUUAUCAUUAGGUGUUGUUGUAUCUUUGAGUUGUUGUGCAAACUGGCUGAUGUCCCUAUAUGUUUACACAAAUGGUUUUACACGUCAAAUAACAUAGAAUUGUCGUGAACCUGUCACUGUUCUUGUGAAAUCUGUGAAUGAAGUAUACUGUGUACAAAUAAAUGUUUAAUUUAUGACAAACAA
Bombina bombina (fire-bellied toad) is the source of this 5176-nucleotide messenger RNA. It is a transcript of the gene ATP6V0A1, whose product is annotated as ATPase H+ transporting V0 subunit a1. Bases 216 to 2735 code for a protein of 839 amino acids. Gene Ontology annotation, molecular function: ATPase binding; proton-transporting ATPase activity, rotational mechanism. Gene Ontology annotation, cellular component: vacuolar proton-transporting V-type ATPase, V0 domain; vacuolar proton-transporting V-type ATPase complex; plasma membrane. Lineage: Eukaryota; Metazoa; Chordata; Amphibia; Anura; Bombinatoridae. The record is from RefSeq and is a predicted model, not a curated record. Gene Ontology annotation, biological process: vacuolar acidification; proton transmembrane transport. The transcript has 22 exons.